AGUCCCCAGCGGCAAGGCUCCUCUCUAUUGGACGCGCAUCCUCGCGUAGGCAAGGAGCUCCGUUUGCGGCGCAAUGACUGGCUGGGCUUGCCAUGCGGGACCGUGGGGCGGGGCGUGGGGCACGCGGACCUAGGUGACCGACUGCUUUUCGCAGCCUGGGUGGAAGCUGGCGCAUGUGGGCGCUUCGCUCGUUGCUGCUGCUGCGGUCCGCGGCCGGGCGCACCAUGUCGCAGGGACCCGCCCGCCGCCAGCGGCCGCCCAAGGACCCACUGCGGCACCUGCGCACCCGGGAGAAGCGCGGCCCGUCGUGGGAGCCCGGGGGCCCGAACACCGUGUACCUGCAAGUGGUGGCGGCCGGCGGCCGGGACGCGGGUGCGGCCCUCUACGUCUUCUCUGAGUACAACCGGUAUCUCUUCAACUGUGGGGAAGGAGUCCAGCGACUCAUGCAGGAGCACAAGCUGAAGGUAUCUCGUUUGGACAACAUAUUCCUGACCCGAAUGCACUGGAGUAACGUUGGGGGAUUGUGUGGAAUGAUUCUUACUUUAAAGGAAACUGGGCUUCCAAAGUGUGUACUUUCUGGACCUCCACAACUGGAAAAAUACCUAGAGGCCAUCAAAAUAUUUUCUGGUCCAUUGAAAGGAAUAGACCUAGCUGUGCGGCCCCACACUGCACCAGAAUAUAAAGAUGAGACCAUGACAGUUUUCCAGAUCCCCAUAUACAGUGAACAGAGGUGUGGAAAGCACCAGCCAUCACAGAGUCCAGAAAGUCUCAGUCCAGAGCAGUCUUCAGACUCUAGAUCCACUGAGAAUGAGCAGCACCUUGCAGAUGGUGUUAUCCAGAGAAGGGGUGGCAGGGAUCCCUCCUUGGUUGUAGCUUUCGUCUGUAAGCUUCACCUGAAGAAAGGAAACUUCUUGGUGCUUAAAGCAAAGGAGCUGGGCCUCCCAGUUGGGACAGCUGCCAUUGCUCCCAUCAUUGCUGCUGUCAAGGACGGGAAAAGUGUCACUUAUGAGGGAAGAGAGAUUUUACCUGAAGAGAUUUGUACUCCUCCGGAUCCCAGUCUUGCUUUUGUCGUGGUCGAAUGUCCAGAUGAAGGAUUCAUUCAACCCAUCUGUGCGAACACAACCUUCCAGAGGUACCAAGGAAAGGCCGAUGCCCCUGUGGCGCUGGUGGUUCACGUGGCCCCCGAGUAUGUGCUUGCAGAUAGCAGAUACCAGCAGUGGAUGGAGAGGUUCGGGCCUGACACGCAGCACCUGAUCCUGAAUGAGAAUUGUACAUCAGUUCACAACCUCCGUAGCCUCAAGAUUCAAACACAGCUCAACCUCAUCCACCCCAACAUCUUCCCCCAACUCGCCAGUCUACACUGUAAGGAAGAAGACACCGCCUUCACUGUUCCCACAGUCCGCGGUGAAUGCCUCCUCAAGUAUCAGCUCCGCCCCCGGAGGGAAUGGCAGAGGGAUGCGCUUAUUACUUGCAACCCUGAUGAAUUCAUAGCCGAAGCCCUGGAGCUCCCCAAUUUCCAGGAGAGCGUGCAGGAAUAUAGGAAGACUGCUCAGGAUGGCCCAGCCUCAGCAGACAAAAAAAAACAGUAUCCAGAAAUCAUCUUCCUGGGAACAGGGUCUGCCAUCCCGAUGAAGAUUCGAAAUGUCAGCUCCACACUUAUCAACAUAAGCUCUGACAAGUCCCUGCUGCUGGACUGUGGUGAAGGCACGUUUGGGCAGCUGUGUCGUCACUACGGAGAUGACGUGGACAGGGUCCUGAGCACCCUCGCUGCUGUGUUCGUGUCCCACUUGCAUGCGGACCACCACACGGGCUUGCUCAAUAUCCUGCUGCAGAGAGAACGAGCUUUGGCAUCGCUGGGAAAGCCUUUUCACCCUUUGCUGGUGGUUGCCCCAACCCAGCUCAAGCCCUGGCUCCAGCAGUAUCACAACCAGUGCCAGCAGGUUUUGCACCAUGUCAGUAUGAUUCCUGCCAAAUGCCUUCAGAAAGGAGCUGAUGUCUCCAACCCUGCAAUUGAAAUGUUGAUUAGUUCGCUUCUGGGAACAUGUGAUUUGGAAGAGUUUCAGACUUGCCUGGUCCGGCAUUGCAAGCAUGCUUUUGGCUGUGCGCUGGUCCACGUAUCUGGCUGGAAACUGGUCUACUCAGGGGACACCAUGCCUUGUGAGGCUCUGGUCCAGAUGGGUGAGUAGAGGCAGCCUACUCUGGUCCUGACAGCCUCUGGUUGUCGUCCUCACACGCAGACAGACCAUAGGUUCAGGGGAGAGAGUUCUGGCCCAGGACCAG
Pteropus alecto (black flying fox) is the source of this 2280-nucleotide messenger RNA. It is a transcript of the gene ELAC2, whose product is annotated as elaC ribonuclease Z 2. Gene Ontology annotation, molecular function: 3'-tRNA processing endoribonuclease activity. Gene Ontology annotation, biological process: mitochondrial tRNA 3'-end processing. The transcript has 21 exons. NCBI's taxonomy places the organism in Eukaryota, Metazoa, Chordata, Mammalia, Chiroptera, Pteropodidae. The record is from RefSeq and is a predicted model, not a curated record. The coding region runs from base 174 to 2186 and encodes 670 amino acids. Gene Ontology annotation, cellular component: mitochondrion.